Molecule: messenger RNA, 373 nt
Organism: Terrapene triunguis (Three-toed box turtle)
Lineage: Eukaryota; Metazoa; Chordata; Testudines; Emydidae
Product: SH3 and multiple ankyrin repeat domains protein 1-like
Exons: 4
Cellular component (GO): dendritic spine; postsynaptic membrane; postsynaptic density
Molecular function (GO): synaptic receptor adaptor activity; ionotropic glutamate receptor binding
Source: RefSeq, a predicted model, not a curated record
AUGGACACCAUCUUCCCUACAGUCUCAGGUGACUACAUCAUUAAGGAGAAGACGGUUUUGCUGCAGAAGAAGGACAACGAGGGGUUCGGUUUUGUCCUACGUGGAGCCAAGGCGCAGACCCCGAUCGAGGAGUUCACGCCCACCCCGGCCUUCCCCGCCCUGCAGUACCUGGAGUCCGUGGAUGAGGGGGGCGUGGCCUGGCGUGCCGGCCUCCGCAUGGGGGACUUCCUGAUCGAGGUCAACGGGCAGAACGUGGUGAAGGUCGGGCACCGGCAGGUUGUGAACAUGAUUCGCCAGGGGGGCAACAACUUGAUGGUGAAGGUCGUCAUGGUAACCAGGAACCCUGAGAUGGAAGAGGCCAUGAGAAAGAAAG